Exophiala aquamarina CBS 119918 is the source of this 1965-nucleotide messenger RNA. RefSeq names its product CPA1 family monovalent cation:H+ antiporter. The record is from RefSeq and is a predicted model, not a curated record. Gene Ontology annotation, biological process: proton transmembrane transport; sodium ion transport; vacuolar acidification. NCBI's taxonomy places the organism in Eukaryota, Fungi, Ascomycota, Eurotiomycetes, Chaetothyriales, Herpotrichiellaceae. The transcript has 3 exons. The coding region runs from base 1 to 1965 and encodes 654 amino acids. Gene Ontology annotation, cellular component: late endosome; fungal-type vacuole membrane; early endosome. Gene Ontology annotation, molecular function: sodium:proton antiporter activity.
AUGCUGCUGAUUGCCGCUCUCUUUACAAGUUAUAUCCUGCAGCAAAAGAGAAUUCAGGCUGUCCAUGAAACUGUCAUCUCCAUAUUCGCCGGCAUGAUCGUAGGGCUGGUCAUACGACUGUCGCCAGGAACUGCAAUCCAAGAUACCGUCAGCUUCGACUACCAAUUCUUCUUUAAUCUCCUCCUACCCCCUAUCAUCCUCGCCUCGGGCUACGAGUUGCACCAGGCAAACUUCUUUCGAAAUAUCGGAACCAUUCUUACUUUUGCGUUCGCCGGCACUUUUAUCUCCGCCGUUUCGCUUGGCCUGAUUCUCUGGCUGUGGACGAGAAUUCCUUUCGAUGGGCUCACAAUCACCUGGGUCGAGGCCAUCUCCGUGGGUGCCACCCUUUCAGCAACCGACCCAGUCACUAUUCUAGCCAUCUUCAAUCUCUACAAGGUCGAGCCAAAACUCUAUACCAUCAUCUUUGGUGAAUCCAUCCUAAACGACGCCAUUGCCAUCGUCCUGUUCGAGACCGCCCAGCGAUAUAAAGACGGAGGGGCAGCCGGAAAUCUAGGCAUUGUCAGCUUGUUCGAGGCCAUCGGUUUCUUCUUGCUGGUCUUUUUUACCAGCCUUCUUAUCGGUGUCGUUGUUGGGGUCGGAACUGCCCUCAUUCUGAAGUACACCCUAAUACGACGCUUCCCAAAGAUUGAGAGUUGUCUGGUGAUCUUGAUCGCAUACGCUUGCUACUUUUUCUCAAAUGGCGUGCACAUGUCUGGAAUUGUCUCUCUACUAUUCUGUGGAAUCACUCUCAAACACUAUGCAUAUUACAACAUGUCCAGAAGAACACAACUCACCACCAAAUUCAUCUUCCAAAUCCUGGCACAGCUCUCCGAAAAUUUCAUCUUCAUCUACCUUGGCCUCACCUUAUUUACCGAGACUGAUCUAGUCUUCAAACCCCUGUUCAUUCUAGUUACCGUGGUCGGCAUAUGUGCAGCUAGAUGGCUCGCCGUGUUCCCGCUUUCCAAAGCUAUUAAUUACAUCAUCAGACUUCGAGCUAAGCGUCGAGGUCACGAUGUUGCCGAAGAGCUUCCUUGGCACUAUCAAGCCAUGUUAUUCUGGGCCGGUCUUCGUGGUGCUGUUGGUGUGGCUCUGGCCGCUGGUUUGCAGGGUAACGAGGGUCCAGCCCUCCGUGCCACCGUCCUCGUUGUUGUCGUGUUGACAGUCAUCAUCUUUGGUGGUACCACAGCCCGUAUGCUUGAAAUCCUUGGCAUCCGUACCGGUGUGGUGGAGGAAAUCGAUUCUGACGAUGAAUUCGAUAUUGAAACCGCCAAUGGCGGUACUUAUUAUAAACGGUCUGGUACAGGAUUCGGCCACAAUCCACGUCCCUCGAAUAUCGGCCUGGACUAUGUGGGAGCCAACAGAGGCGGUGCAAAUGGAUCUGCAGGAGGAGGAAAGUACACCAGAGGGGAUAGGGGUUACAGCAGUAGUAAUGGCCGUUCACCUCCUCUCGGGAAGGGAAGAACAACCAGCCAUCGCAAAAACUCCACUAUCAGCCAGCGCGAGCGUGAGGCUGUUGCACAACAUGGUCAGCUCCUUUCUAGCAGUGGGAGUGGAUCACCUUCGGACGAUGAAUCCGACGCAGUGGAGCUUGAUCUUCCUCCAGCGGCGCCACGCAGGAACCUUUCGCCAUUGUCAGGUGGUGUGCACACAGGCCCUGGGUCUCUAGAUAACAGGACGCAAUCGGCACCUAAUCUCCUGCCCGAUGACUUGAACGGAAACGGCAGCAGCGAUGGCGAUAUGGGUGCGGCAGCAUCAGGCACGGGAAGCACAGGUGUAGCUAGCCACACGGGGCGAAUCAGAGACUUGCUCCGUGGAGCGACGGCAGACCACACUGCAUGGUUCAAGCAACUCGAUGAGGAUUUCAUCAAGCCUCAUCUUCUGCUCGAUCAGCAUCAAGGACAAGGCAAGGGACCACCUCCUGUAUGA